Molecule: messenger RNA, 1049 nt
Organism: Pseudoliparis swirei
Lineage: Eukaryota; Metazoa; Chordata; Actinopteri; Perciformes; Liparidae
Product: TLE family member 5-like
Exons: 7
Coding region: 413-1024 (203 amino acids)
Biological process (GO): regulation of DNA-templated transcription; negative regulation of canonical Wnt signaling pathway
Cellular component (GO): transcription regulator complex; nucleus
Molecular function (GO): transcription corepressor activity; protein binding
Source: RefSeq, a predicted model, not a curated record
UUCCAAGUAGAGGAAAGUCAGGGGCUCGUGUGUCAACAUCCAGGGUUUCCCCGGGGAGGUGUAACGUUAACGUUAUUCCCCCAAAAAAACAGACGAAGAAAAAAAAGCAGGAAAAAGAACCCUUGAUGUUUCUUUGAAGACUCCUUUUUUUGUGUUUAUUAUUUUGUCGUGUCGUCCUCGGAGCCAGCGGUGUGUUUUUUUCUUUCUCCACCGCGAAGACCAGAAGAAGGUCUUCGGCUCCCGCUGCUUUUACGUCAGCUAACGUGGUUUUAAACGAUGACCGAGGACAAAGUGCGAGAAGCGUCUCCGAUCAUUUAAUAAUAUCUAAAAGGGUGGGGGCUGUUAGCUUAGCCAGCAGGCCCGGAGACUCUAAUAAACCAACGGAGGAGGGGGGGACACACACCUUGCUGACAUGAUGUUUCCUCAAUCAAGGCACUCGGCAUCCUCUCAGUCCAGUCAACCUCUCAAGUUCACUACUUCCGACUCCUGUGACCGCAUCAAGGAUGAGUUCCAGUUCCUCCAAGCACAGUACCACAGUUUGAAGUUGGAGUGUGAUAAACUGGCCUCUGAGAAGUCAGAGAUGCAGCGUCACUACAUUAUGUACUAUGAAAUGUCCUAUGGGCUGAACAUUGAAAUGCACAAACAGGCUGAAAUCGUGAAGAGACUGAACGGCAUCUGUGCUCAGGUGUUGCCUUACCUGUCACAAGAGCAUCAGCAGCAGGUCAUGGGCGCCAUCGAGAGAGCCAAGCAAGUCACACCCCCUGAGAUGAACUCUAUUAUACGGCAACAGCUGCAGGUGCAGCACCUGUCCCAGCUGCAGGGUCUGGGCCUGCCGGUGGCCCCGCUGCCUCUGGGCCUCACUCCGCCCUCCCUGCCCGCCGUGUCCUCCAGCUCCGGCCUGCUCUCCCUCUCCUCCAUCCUGGCCAACUACUCCCACGGCCAGGCCCAGGCGGUGAAGGAGGACAAGGCCCGGGAGGCCGCGGAGCAAGCGCCCCGUGGGGAGGACGGGGACAAGUCAGACUAGACGAGUCGGGAGGUUUGGAGGGGGG